This is a messenger RNA of Macrobrachium nipponense, 1168 nucleotides long. RefSeq lists its product as uncharacterized. The record is from RefSeq and is a predicted model, not a curated record. The transcript is spliced from 6 exons. Bases 328 to 1059 code for a protein of 243 amino acids. Lineage: Eukaryota; Metazoa; Arthropoda; Malacostraca; Decapoda; Palaemonidae.
GAAGGACAAGCACGGCAGAAGAGGCAGGCUCCAGUCGAGCUGGUAUAGCAGGCGAAAACAGUGGAGAACUAAGGUUAAUUCCAGUGAGCCUCAGCGUGAACAAAAAAGUAAUCACGAAGCUUGCGCAUGGCAUGAGCAGGAACAGGACUCUGGCAGGCAAACGUCCAUUAAUUGGGUAAGCAGAAGGUUUAUCGAAAGAUAUUGACCAUUAGUGUCUCGGAUACCUCAGCAAGAAGUUGUGUGCCAAGUUUCAGGCUGGCUCUUGCAGCACAUUGAGUGACGUGAUCCGUGUGACGGCAGAGCUCUGUUUUCCAUAUAUUCAGAGAGAUGGACUUGAAGAUUCUCCUUGUAAUUGCCGUUGCAAUAUGCCUGAAGAUGGACACAUCCGCCGGAAGCAUAUACCAUUCCCCAAGACACCAAUGUAUUCCACCUUUAGUUCGACUCCUACCACCCACCGUCUACUAUGUUUCCGGGGUGUCUAUAUGUGGCCUUAUUUGUUCCCAGACCAGCUGCUUGUUCUACGAAUUCACAGAAACGGAUGGGACUUGCAAGAUCCAUGGCAUAGGAAUGGAGCCGACGAACGUUUAUGUGAACACUGAUGCUGCAGCGCCCCCCGAAGGGGGACCUCUUCGGGAGAAGGCUAAAGCACAACCAACAUACCCCCAACCGUCAAUGUUGAACGCUUCCCUUGCAAUUGAUGACAAUAUGACGACUCACUGGGAGAAUGGAUGGGUGAAGCCUUGGUGGAUGGUUGACCUCGGAGCUUACUAUAUCAUCCACCACGUUAACAUCUUGCCAAGACAGGGAUACUUCAGUUUUCGGUUCCAAGAAGUGGAGAUUCGAGCUGGUCCAGAGCUGAAAACGGACGCAGACUUGACCACGUGGGAAUUCAUAGGAUUCUACCCAGGCAUCUACCAAGAUGGUGGUGGUCGUCUGACGUUCAACCAUACCCAGGGAGUCUGUGGACGCUUUCUCUCCGUGCAGCGAAUCAACGCCCUGAGUGAUACUUUAGCUCUCGCCGAGGUUCUGGUUUACGUUCGUCAAAAUGCGACAUAUUAAGAUGUAAAGCCAUUUUGUUUCUGUGCCUAAUCGGCAUACUUUCAGUUUGCAUUGAGGGUAAUUUGGUGAUGUGUGAAAAUCAUUCGCAAGCAGAAUUAUCAUUGCAAUU